AUGGGUUCCAUAAAGGAGAAGGUUACGUCUCAAAAUGGCUCGCCCGCUUCCGUGGAUUACGAGAGUGGACAAACGCAGCUCGGGACAGUUCACGAUGUGCAAGCUCUCACGGUACUUGGCUACAAGCCAGAGCUGCAGCGGAAUCGGUCCAUGUUUACAUUGCUAUUCCAAUCUCUAGCGAUCGCUGCUAUACCUUAUGGCUUUGGUGGCCCGCUCAUCAGCGCUAUUUACGGAGGUGGUCAGCUGCCGAUGUUCUUGGGAUGGAUCGUGGUCUUAAUCCUAGACGAAUGCAUCGCUCUCUCGUUAAGUGAGCUGGCCUCGAGAUAUCCGACAUCAGCCGGGCCGUAUUACUGGUCCUUCCAACUCGCGAGUCCGAAAUAUCGCAGGGGUCUCUCCUUCAUCACCGGUUGGACAUGGCUGAUCGGUAACUGGACUAUCACGUUGUCCGUCAACUUCGGUUUCGCAUCCAUGCUCGCCGCGGCCAUAUCCCUCUUCGAACCAGACUUCGCUGUGGAGGCCUGGCAACUGCUGUUGAUAUUCUACGCACUGUGCUUCCUCACGUUCUUUUUGGUCGCGUUCGGAAAUAAGAUAUUGCCUAUGGUUGAUACGAUCUGCGCUAUCUUCACGGCAAUUAGCAUCAUUGUGACUUGUAUAUGUAUAUCUGUGAAGGCAGAUGUCGGUAGACAUUCCCCUAGCUACACUUUGGGCCAUUACGAUACGACACUUUCUGGAUGGAACACCUUUUCCUUUUGGAUUGGCAUCCUACCUGCAGCUUAUACAUUUUCCGCUAUGGGAAUGAUAACCUCAAUGGCCGAAGAAUGCAGUGAACCAACAGUGAAACUGCCAAACGCGCUGUCCCUCUGCGUACCCGUUGGUGGCAUCGCAGGACUGUUCUUCAUUAUCCCCCUAUGUGCAACAUUACCGGACUUAGCAGACAUCCUCGAAGCGCCCGUCGGCCAGGCUCUACCGUAUAUCUUCGGCGUGGUGAUGGGGACUCCUGGAGGCGGCUUAGCGCUGACCGUCCUCGUCCUCAUCAUCACCCUAUUCUGCUCCAUAUCCAUCACGGUCGCAGCGUCGAGAACAACUUGGGCCUUUGCGCGCGAUAACGCCAUCCCUCUAGCCCGUCUUUGGUCUAAAGUCGACGAGCGACACGGCACGCCCAUCUGGGCGCUGGUCCUUACUACCUUGAUCGAGAUGCUCCUCGGAUUGAUCAACCUCGGAUCUUCAUCAGCGUUCCUUGCUUUUGUGUCGGUUGGCGUUAUAUCCCUCGCUGUCUCGUAUGGGAUACCUAUCGUCAUAUCAAUGUUCCAUAACCGCAAAGAAGUCAAUAGCGCUAGGUGGACUAUGGGAAGCUACAUUGGCCCGGUGGUGAACCUACUCGCCGUGGCCUGGAUUGCCUUUGAGGUCGUUUUGUUCUCUAUGCCCACUGCGCUCCCUGUGACCGAGGUUAGCAUGAACUACGCCAUCGUGGUCUUUGUUGGAUUUAUGGUCCUGAGUGCCAUUUGGUACGGUGUGUAUGCUCGGAAGGUUUAUCGAGGCCCACCAGAAUCUGAUGGACUUACGGUUGAUUCUUGA
Molecule: messenger RNA, 1575 nt
Organism: Annulohypoxylon truncatum
Lineage: Eukaryota; Fungi; Ascomycota; Sordariomycetes; Xylariales; Hypoxylaceae
Product: amino acid transporter
Exons: 7
Coding region: 1-1575 (524 amino acids)
Biological process (GO): transmembrane transport
Cellular component (GO): membrane
Molecular function (GO): transmembrane transporter activity
Source: RefSeq, a predicted model, not a curated record